AUGCUGGUUUUUAUGCAAAAAUACAUCGACCGGAUCGUCAAUGUGGUUGGGGACAGUAAUUGCAGAUUCUGGGUCGUAUCGGCUUUGCUUGGUAAGGGAGAGGAUGACCAUAAGCUUGUCCGUCCUGAACUUAUCGAAGAGUUGAUGAACCAUAAAGACUCGUACACGCGGGUAUUUGGAGACAAAGCUAUAUUUGAAUUGAUUCACAGAGCUCUUGUUCCUUGGUUGGGCGCUUACGCACCGACUUCAAAAUGGACGAGAUUCCCGGAAAUGGGACAUCUUAUUGCAUGCGCAUAUGACAUGGGAUGCCCCAUACCACCUACGUCACCAGAAUGGGCACUUCAUCAUACCGAAGCUGCUGAUACGUGGCGGGAUCGUUUUGUGGAUAUGAUGCACGAUUUUGAAAGGUUGAACAACAUCGAAAAGGAAUCAAAUGCCGAAAAGUCAAGAUUAGAACCUCCAAUAAAUUUAGCCGGCGACAGUUCUUUUGAUGUAUUUAUCUAG
Vicia villosa (hairy vetch) is the source of this 504-nucleotide messenger RNA. RefSeq lists its product as uncharacterized. Lineage: Eukaryota; Viridiplantae; Streptophyta; Magnoliopsida; Fabales; Fabaceae. The record is from RefSeq and is a predicted model, not a curated record. The transcript is spliced from 2 exons. The coding region runs from base 1 to 504 and encodes 167 amino acids.